CUUUCAACAAACCACCGCUCUGCUCCACGUUGCUCCUUCACUGUACGGAUAUAAGCCCGCCACCCGCGCCCUCGAUGCCCUAGGACGCUCUUGCCUUUGCCCUUCUCGACUGACGCACCCACCGGCGCCACUCAUCCAGAACCAAAGCUGUCGAGUCCGCCGACUCGGCGCCACGCUCUUCGGCCAUGAUCCUCCGGUUGUCCACACUGGCCCUCGGCCUGGUUGCGAAUGCCUCGCUGUCCCAUGCCCUCUCCGCCGCCGACAUCCCUGCGGAUACGCCCGUGUCGCAAUUGAUCAAAGAUGCCGGCAUGAAGCUCGCAACCGGGAACGCGCAGGAAGCCCUCACCUACUUCGACGUCGCCAUCCAGCGCGACCCCAAGAACUACCUCACCUUCUUCCGCCGCGGCGCUGCGUACCUCUCGCUCGGCAAGACGGCCCAGGCGCAGAAUGACUUCGACAAGGUCCUCGAGCUGAAGCCCGGAUUCGAGGGCGCAUUGGUGCAGCGCGCAAAGAUCCGGGCGCGCAAGGCCGACUGGGCUGCCGCGCGCAAGGACUACGAGGCUGCGGGGAAGGCGGACGACGUCUUGCAAUUGGACGAGGCACAGGGUGCUGCCAUGCUAGCCAAAGAGGCGGCAGACAAGGGAGACUGGGAGACAUGUGUCAGCCAGGCAGGCACCGCCAUCCUGGUCGCGGGAGCUGCCUACGACAUCCGAAGGACGAGGGCGCACUGUCGCUUUGAGAAAGGCGAAGUCGUCGAGGGCAUCAGCGACUUGCAGCACCUCCUGCAAAUCAACACGGGCGACAUUGAGCCGCACCUCCAGAGCUCCGCCAUGGCAUUCUACUCGCUCGGCGAGGUAGAAAAGGGCCUCAAGCACAUUGCGCAGUGUCUCCAGUCCGACCCAGAUUCGAAGGCAUGCAUGAAGCUGAGGAGAAGAGAGAAGAAUCUCGAGAAAGAGCUGAAGAAGGUCCGGAAAGCAUUCGAAAAACAGCAGUGGGCGACCGGAGUAAAAUACCUCGUUGAGCGCGGCGAGGAGGAUCCUGGUCUUCUCAAGGAGGUCAAAGAAGACUUCGAGGGCUACGUCAAGGAUGGUUACAUCUUCAAGAACUCCCCACAAGGCCUCUACAACGAGCUAGUGGAGAUGACGUGCGAGGCAUACACAGAGAUGAACAACUUCAAGAAGGGCGCACAGUACUGCGACGAAGCCCUCAAGCUAAACCCCAACUCCCUCCCCGGCCUCCUCCACCAAGCCCAAAAACAACUCGACGCCGACGACUUCGAAGACGCCAUCCGCACCCUCGAAACCGCCAAAGAAGCGCACGGCCAAACCGAGAAAAUCCAAUCCCUCCUCCGCAAAGCACAUACCCUCCUCAAGCGCUCCAAGCAAAAAGACUACUACAAAGUCCUCGGCGUCACCCGCGACGCCGACGAGCGCGACAUCAAGAAGGCCUACCGCAAGCUGUCCAAGGUGUACCACCCGGACAAGGCGUCCGCGCAGGGCAUUACGCCCGAAGAAGCGCAGAAGAAGAUGGCGGCUAUCAACGAGGCGUACGAGGUUUUGUCGGACCCGGAGCUCAAGCAGCGCUUUGAUAAUGGCGAUGACCCGAAUAACCCUGAGCAGCAGCAGGGCGGGCACCCGUUCCAUGGUAGUCCGUUUGGCGGCGGGCAACAGUUCUUUUUCCAGCAAGGCGGCGGGUUCCCUGGUGGUGGGGGUGGGUUCAAAUUCCAGGGUGGGCCGUUUGGGUUCUAGCGGGGCGUGUAUAACGAUGUGAAUGUAUUGAUUAGUGGGAAUUGGAGUUUGGGUGGGACGGCAUUUCUAGGGCGUUGUUUUCGA
Molecule: messenger RNA, 1832 nt
Organism: Paraphaeosphaeria sporulosa
Lineage: Eukaryota; Fungi; Ascomycota; Dothideomycetes; Pleosporales; Didymosphaeriaceae
Product: TPR-like protein
Exons: 2
Coding region: 186-1748 (520 amino acids)
Biological process (GO): protein folding in endoplasmic reticulum
Cellular component (GO): endoplasmic reticulum
Molecular function (GO): misfolded protein binding; protein-folding chaperone binding
Source: RefSeq, a predicted model, not a curated record